AGAUUUAGUGUGCCCCUCUGAGCCAGUAGGGGCAGUAAAGAGUCAAGAUGUCAUUUUGCCAUGUCACCUGGAGCCACCGAUGGAUGCCUCAGCAGAAACAGUAAAGUGGAAGCAAGGGAAAAAUGUUGUACACCUUUAUCGAGGAGGAAAAAAUCAUCCCACAGAGCAAUAUGAGAGGUAUAGAGGGCGAACAUCUCUUUUCACCGAAGGACUGACUGAAGGAAAUCUGUCUCUUACUCUGUCUUCAGUAAACUUGAAUGAUGAUGGAACAUACCAGUGCUCCCUCCAAACUGAAUCCCUGAAUAAAAUGUGUUACAUUAAUCUUAACGUUGAACCCUAUUUAGUCUGCCCAACCAACCACAUUGAUGUGACAGCAGGUGACAAUGUCGUUCUGCCAUGUUACCUCGAUCCACCUGUGGACGCUUCAACCAAAACCAUUCUGUGGAAAUUCAGAAACAAAAUUCUACUCCAUUAUAAAAGUGGAGAAUAUACGUUUGUAGAAGAUGAAGAACAGAUCUACCUUUUUAAUGAAGGACUGACAACAGGAAAUCUAUCCCUGAAACUCUUUUCGGUGGACCUCCAUGACAACGGAGAAUACAAGUGUUACUUUAUCACUAAACAUGUAAAAAGAAGUUGCUCAUUUAUCGUCACUGUUGGUGUUGCAGAUGAGACAGAAAUUAUAGGCUCAGAGGAACCAGUCUCAGCAGAGGUUGGCAAUCAUGUUAUCCUGCCAUGUCAUGUGGAGCCCCCCAUCAGCCUGACCGAUCAAACAGUGGAAUGGAGUUUCAACAACUCUAAUGUGCAUGUUUACAGAAGUAAAAAAGAUGAUCCAGGACCGCAAGAUGAGAGAUACAGAAACAGAACAUCUCUUUUCCAUGAGGAAUUAAUCCAUGGUAACAUGUCUCUCAAGCUGAUUAAUGUAACUAAAGAAGAUGCAGGAAAUUACACCUGUAUCAUUCCAAAGAUGGCUGGUAAAGGACACAUGGGGAUGGUUACCCUGAAAGUUGGUAAGCCUUGUUGAUUUUUUAACAUUUAUUUAAAUGUGAUAGAAAUACUCUGCAUUUAUUUCAUCUUGUCACAAUUAUUCCACAUUUCCAGUUUCAAAAGACAUGUGUUUUUGUCCAGUUCCACAUAACAAGGAUAAGGAUAAUGAAUUGUCCCAUUGCUGUUCACAUGAAGUGUGUAUUGCUUUGGGUGUCUUACUAUUGGUCUUACAACUUGUCUGCAUUGGCGUACCGGUAAUCAUUUUUUGUGUAGGAGCUAAAACGAAGUGU
Cyprinodon variegatus (sheepshead minnow) is the source of this 1274-nucleotide messenger RNA. RefSeq names its product butyrophilin-like protein 2. The record is from RefSeq and is a predicted model, not a curated record. The transcript has 5 exons. Lineage: Eukaryota; Metazoa; Chordata; Actinopteri; Cyprinodontiformes; Cyprinodontidae. The coding region runs from base 80 to 1021 and encodes 313 amino acids.